Neoarius graeffei (lesser salmon catfish) is the source of this 5009-nucleotide messenger RNA. RefSeq names its product dpy-19 like C-mannosyltransferase 3 (gene dpy19l3). Gene Ontology annotation, molecular function: mannosyltransferase activity. Lineage: Eukaryota; Metazoa; Chordata; Actinopteri; Siluriformes; Ariidae. Gene Ontology annotation, cellular component: nuclear inner membrane. The record is from RefSeq and is a predicted model, not a curated record. The transcript is spliced from 19 exons. The coding region runs from base 335 to 2512 and encodes 725 amino acids.
UGCAGCAAGACAGCGUUUUUAUUCCUCCACUGAGGUUAUCUGAUCUGAAGACUCAUUUCCUCUUUAAUUAAGUCUGUGAAGCGUCCCCUGUGUCUUUCUGCAUGGUGAGUACGAGCUCGGUUCAUUGACACAGCGGCGGUUGGCUGCUUCAGGACCAAGGACCUGGACACAGUGGAGUUUUAUCCUCGUUAGCCACUUGCUACUGAAGCACAUCGGCGUUGCACUGAACUCAACUCAUUCCGGGCUGCUUGCUCAUAUCCCCGUGUCCAGGAGGCGUUAUCAGGUAUCCGACAACCUCCUCCGGGCUCAGAGGAACAGGGAUCAGUGAUUGGACAUGACUGCCUUAAGGCAGAGGAAAAGCAGUAAAGUGAAGGAAGCGAGUCUGGAACCUCAGAGUCAGCGGUGUGAGCAUGCAGCUGGCAGCACGGAUAAAACAACUUUUGGAGGCACAUCAUGGUGGACGGUGAUGUGUGUUAUCACCGGUUCAGUAGUAGGAGUUAGUCUGGGCCUGCUGUGUUGCAUCUAUGUGGCUACACUUCAUGAAAAUGACCUGUGGUUUUCCAACAUAAAGGAAGUGGAGCGUGAAAUCUCCUUUCGGACAGAAUGCGGCCUCUACUACUCCUACUACAAACAGAUGCUCAGUGCCUCGUCUAUACAGGAAGGUUUAUCUGACCUCAUAAAUGACAACACGACCGAGUCGAUGAGGACUAUCAAUAUUCUACAGCGCAUGAACAUCUAUCAAGAGGUGUUGCUGAGUAUAAUCUACAGGAUUCUACCCAUUCAGUCUUACCUUGAGCCAGUGUACUUCUACAUCUACACUGUGUUUGCUCUCCAAGCAGUCUAUGUACUUGCUCUCUUCCUCACCAGUUGGAUGCUGAGUGAUUCAUGGCUGGCUGGGACUCUCGCUGGAGUGUGGUACAUCCUCAACAGAGUAGACACAACACGUGUGGAGUUCACCAUCUCUCUGAGAGAGAACUGGUCUCUGCCGUUUUUUGCACUACAGGUAGCUGCCAUCACGUGCUACCUGCGUCCUCAGCUCCGGCUGCAGCACCAGAGGGUGGUGCUGUGGCUGGUGUUUGUCUGCACACUUUGUUUCUGUCUCACAUGGCAGUUUAAUCAGUUCAUCCUGCUGGUGCAGGCAUUUCUCAUCUUCACUCUCGACUCGCUGGACUUUCUCACAGCCGAGCAGGCUACGUCUCUGUACCUAGUACAAGUGGUGAGUCUGCUGUGUGUGUGGCUGCUGCAGUUCUGUAACUCCAUGGUCCUGGGCUCACUGGUCCUCAGCUUCAUCGUUGCUGUGCUCUUCAUCAAGCACUUCCAGACAGGACUGAAGACGGGAGGCUUUGUCGUGCGUGUAGGAAAGCUGGCUCUUCAUGCAGUCCUGGUGCUCGCAUUAACUCUCAUCAUCAAUUAUUCAGCCAAGCGAGUCCUGCAGCUGAGAUCAGACGAGCACAUCUUCAAGUUCAUAAAGGCUAAGUUUGGCUUGGGGGCUACAAGGGAUUUUGAUGCCAGUCUGUAUCUGUGCGAGGAGGCGUUUGGCUUGUUGCCCUUGGACACAUUCGAUCGUUUAGCUGCUACUCUGUUGCUGUACCCUUACCUCUGUACGCUCUCUGUACUUGUCGUCAUGCUGGCGGUUGCUGCUCUCAGCAGCCUGAGAGAGUCUGGAGCUGGACGAAUGUCUGGAGUCCCAGAGGAGACUGUAUUCAGCAUGCGUCCAGACGUUGCCUACAACCUUUUACACACAAUCUUCUUUGGCCUGCUGGCUUUCUCCACCAUGAGGAUGAAGUAUCUGUGGACCGGUCAUAUGUGCGCCUUUACUGCCUUCGGCGUGUGCGGUAAGGAGAUGUGGAUGUUGUGCCUGCGGGUCAUCCAUUGCAACACUGAAGGAAAGCUAAAGUUGAUCAGGUACUCCGUUCCGGUUGUGCUGCUGGCGUUCCUUUAUUACAAGUUCUGGCCCAAACUGACAGAAGAACUUUCUGAGCUGAGAGAAUUUUAUGACCCGGACACUGUGGAGCUGAUGACCUGGAUUAGCUCCAAGACCCCCAGGCAUGCGGUGUUUGCAGGCAGCAUGCAGCUGCUGGCUGGAAUAAAGCUGUGCACAGGCCGAGUGCUGACCAACCACCCGCACUACGAAGACCAAGCACUGCGGGAAAGGACCAGGCAGGUGUAUCAGAUCUACGCACGUCAGUCUGCUGAAGAGGUGCACCGGCUCCUGAGGGCUGUAGGAGCAGACUACGUGGUAUUAGAGGACAGCAUUUGCUACGAGCGCCGUCACAGCCGUGGCUGCCGGCUGAGGGACCUGCUCGACCUGGCCAAUGGACAUAUCAUGGACGGACCUGGAGAGAACGACCCUGACCUGGUUCCAGCUCCUCACCCACGGUUUUGCCAAGCUGUAAAGAGCGGCGAUCCACCCUACUCCACCCUCUUCACCCGUGCCUUUCACAAUAAAACAUUUAAUGUCUACAAGCUAAAGAAAUCAAAGAAGAAAGGCAAAAAAGAUGGGAGUGUAUAGACGAAGGACAGCGCCUCCUCCAAAUCAGCCACCCACCUCGCUGCUGCCUGUGAGGAAUAUUUAGUGAGCGAGUGAUCACAGUAGGGGUGUGUGUGUGUGUGUGUGUGUGUGUGUGUGUGUGUGGGGACAGAUGCCUGAUUAAUCCAGUGCAGGCAGAUGAUGUGGGGUGGGUAUGAGACUCUCUAAAGCAACAGGAGCUCAUGUUUAAAGAACAGCAAGGGAGAUAGUGAGUGAACGAGAUGAAAAAAACAUUUUUUUCUUUCCCUUGCCGUCUGUUUUCUGUCUUCCCUUCAUCCUCACACCCUCGACAUGAUCUUAUGCAUUAAACAUGUUUACACAUAUGCUACUAAAACAUAGUUAUUGAGAAGAAGCAUGGUACACUUUGUCCUUCUGUUUCCUCUGUGCAUUUCUCACGUACUGAAUGGGAAAAAAAAUGUGGCAUGGGUUUAAAAAAAAAAAAGACAAAGAAACUCCAUGUGAUACACGGAGAAUAGGUCUAACUGUUGGGAGAAUUGUUGUCUUUACACUGUAGUUGGAGUCACGGCUCACUGUCAGAGCACGUUUCCACGCACAUGUCCACGAGCGUACGUCUGCUGCUCUCCGGAUCUUCUAACAGUGACUAAUAAGAGGCAGACUUGGUCACGGGUGCAGCACAAGUGCCAUAAAUUCUUACUGUAAUGCCUAAUGGCUCUAGCACUGUGAAUAUCAUUGCUUUUUGGUUCCAUUUAAUUAGCCAGGGUGUAAUUUAGUGCUUGGCACGUUGCCAUGAGUGAUGGUAGAAGGAAAAUGAAAUUUGAGAUUUUUUUUUUUUAAAUGUAAAGUCUUUUGUGUGUAAGAUUUUAACUGGAUUAACAAAUGCUGGUAGAUUUAGUACGAAUACAUGAUGUUGACUUGCACAGACGGCACCUGAAGUGUGAAACGGCUACAAAAAAUUUGCGUAUCAUUGCACCAGAUUUUCAUACCAGAUGCUCAGAUUAUGGAUUUUGAGUUAUAUACGACCAAGCGUAUUUUCCGUAUGCAGGAAAUACAAACCAAAGUGAAAUUGGACCAAGGGACGUUACUGUAAAUCUGACAUGAAAUCAUGUGCAUGCAACCCAAAAUGGUCCAUGUUCCAGGCAGAAAGCUUUCAAAAUGUCCAUGACGUUUCAGCUAGGUCGAAAGUGUAUUUUUGGACCAGAAUGACACUACUGUGACUAUGGAUUUGCAAAACAGCUAUAGGCGAUUUAAUUUGAUGCCUCGUUGAUUGAAUUUGGCAUGGUGCCAACCAAUUAUGUCAGAAUAUUAGUCGCCGAUACUUUGUUUCUAACAUGGGACCAACUUUACGCUGUACAAAAUGUUAGCAACAAAGCUAGAACUGUUGUUGAUACAAGCUAGUCAGCCAUAUUUUAGUGUGUUUAUUCUUUCUCACCUCUGAACAUGCAGUGUUGAAAACAUGGAGACCAGGACUCAGAAUCAGUCAGGACAUGGACAAUGAAUGGACGCUGUCGAGUCGAGUGUUGACUCAUUUCCAGUUCUGGACAGUAACUACACGGGAGUCAUUUAAAACCAGUCCCUGUCUCAAGUCGUCUAGAACCAGCCUCAGUCCAACACAGUCAUGGAUGAUGUUAAAAGUGGUAACUGUAUCCUGUAGGGGCGCUAUUGAGCUGAUUAUUCGUUGAUAGUUACUGGAUCAGGCAGCGAAAACAGUGCAAGAUACAGGGUGUUUCAAAAAAUUUGAUAUUAUUUGAGAUGUACAUAAAUAUCCCAGAAACUACACAGUCGAGGCAAAUGAAACUGAACAGGCUUAAAGUUGAGCAAUAUAAGAUUUAUUCCUCAAAAUUUGAAUGAGAAAUUCAAAGGUAUGUGGAUUCCAUGAACGAUUUCACAAAUUUUUGACUUGUUCAACUGUGUCGAACUUCCUGUUGUCUUUGACCCCUUUUUCAUUUCAUUCUCAACAAAACACAAUUAUCAAACAAGACUUGCCGCUAAGCGAUCUUAUUAUUUACCAAAAGUACAUACAACCCCGAUUCCAAAAAAGUUGGGACAAAGUCUCAUCUCAUCUCAUUAUCUCUAGCCGCUUUAUCCUGUUCUACAGGGUCGCAGGCAAGCUGGAGCCUAUCCCAGCUGACUACGGGCAAAAGGCGGGGUACACCCUGGACAAGUCGCCAGGUCAUCACAGGGCUGACACAUAGACACAGACAACCAUUCACACCUACGGUCAAUUUAGAGUCACCAGUUAACCUAACCUGCAUGUCUUUGGGGGAAACCGGAGCACCCGGAGGAAACCCACGUGGAGGACAUGCAAACUCCGCACAGAAAGGCCCUCGCCGGCCACGGGGCUCGAACCCGGACCUUCUUGCUGUGAGGCAACAGCGCUAACCACUACACCACCGUGCCGCAUUGGGACAAAGUACAAACUGUAAAUAUUCACAAUAGAACAUAGACAACAUAUCAAAUGUCGAAAGUGAGACAUUUUGAAAUUUCAUGCCAAAUAUUGGCUCAUUUGAAAUUUCAUGAC